UGAGUGUGUUAAAGUGAAGGAGGGCAUUUACUUUCAGUUUUGUGCUGAAAGUAUUUAGUUCAGUGCAGCACUGGAUUACAGACAAAGACCAGAGACCUCAAACAAGCUCACACCAUGGAGGAAACCUUUCCUUUCCAUUUUCCAUUAUCAUCCAGCCUGCUCUCUCUGCUCAGUACACUGCUUUUCCUGUUGGACGUGGCGCUGGACGUGUGGGCCAUCGUGUCGCUGUAUCAGGACGGGGAGUAUGUUUAUAUGGGAGUGUUGAUAGCUCUGCUGCUCUGCUCCUCUAUCUUAGUUCAUGUUUUCAGCUGGAUCUGGUACUCGGAGCCUGAAACCAGCACCGACAAAUUUGCGAGGGAGUACGGUUUAAUAGGACCACUGCACGUCUUUCAGCUGGGACUGUUCCUCAGGUUUGCCAGUUUAAUAGAAAUCUCCAUCCGCAAAAUUAUACAAAGAAGCGACCGCUUCCAGGAAGGAGUAGCUGUGUUUCUGAAGCACGACCUCAGCGUGCUGCGGCUGUUUGAGACAUUUUCUGAAAGCGUCCCACAGCUUGUUCUGAUGAUCACGUUCACCAUGCACGAGCAGGAGCUGCAGCUUUUUACAGCCUUUAAAAUAGCUGGUUCACUAGUGUCCAUCGCCAUCAGUGUGUUGUUUUACCAUCGUGACAUGCGUGACUUUGUUCCUGAAGAUCAGAAGAUGGGAUGGUCCUCCUCUGCAGUUUUCUUCCUGUGGAACCUGUUCCUGAUUACCCCUCGGGUGCUUGCUGUUGCCCUCUUUGCCUCCAUCCUGCCCUGCUACAUCGCUGCUCACUUCCUGUCCUGGUGGGUGCUGCUGUUUCUCUGUGCCUGGAGGCAGAAGACGGACUUCAUGGACACUGAAGGAGGUGAAUGGCUCUAUCGGGCCACUGUAGGACUCAUCUGGUACUUCAGCUGGUUUAACGUAUCAAAGGGAAAGACUAAAGUCAAGAGCAUCAUCUACCAUGUGUGCAUGGGGGCCGACAUUGGGCUGCUUUUGGGCUUAUGGUUUUGGAAAAGAUCUGUGGAAUCGGCUCGUCUGAAUCCUCUGCCAGUUAAUCCCUACAUAUUGAUUGGUGCAUUGCCUGCACUUUACAUCACUGGACUCCUCUUAAAGCUGCUUUACUACUGGAAUUUCCAUCCCAACUGCCCGAGUUUGAGAUUUGGGGACAGAGACGAGACACCACGGCCUAAGUUAUGCAGUAUAGGUGCAGCAGCGAAUGUUUUGGUUGAGACAGAUUCCGCUGACGAAGGACGUAGGACUGGCGUUGACAAGAGGAUGAGAAACAUGGCUGCUAAUUUCUACUACUAAUUUAGACUUUAUAACAUGUACGGCUGGAUUCCUAGACCCAGAUUAGGCCUAAUGCUGUGUCCACACGUGUACGUGUACAACAGCAAACCGGAUAUUCCAUUGUUUUCAGUUGUGCCGCAAGCGGCGAAGGCCUGCAGACUGCAUCGGGGAGCAGAACAAUCCGUGAAAAGUUCUAUUCCAGUGGUGGAAUAAACCGGAUGUUGAUUUUUUGUGAGUGAUGGAUGCCAGACGUAGUGUUGUUGAGCUCCAGAUGACCCCAGUAUUACACACAGCAAACAAAAAGAGUGCAGAGCAUCAUUUCCACCUUAAAUAAACAGUCCACAAGGCUAAAGCUCUCCUCUGAUAAUCAUCUGUUUUUGCCGGUUGUGCUGUCACCAUGGCAACGUGCAUGGCUUCAUACCGCCAACGCAAACAUGUGAACACAGCAAAGACCUACACACUUAAAAAAGAUGGUUCUUCAAGGGUUCUUUAGUAAAGAAAAUGGUUCUAUAUUAAACCAUGA
This is a messenger RNA of Colossoma macropomum (tambaqui), 1828 nucleotides long. RefSeq names its product XK-related protein 8-like. The transcript is spliced from 3 exons. Lineage: Eukaryota; Metazoa; Chordata; Actinopteri; Characiformes; Serrasalmidae. Gene Ontology annotation, biological process: engulfment of apoptotic cell; phosphatidylserine exposure on apoptotic cell surface; apoptotic process involved in development. Gene Ontology annotation, cellular component: plasma membrane. The record is from RefSeq and is a predicted model, not a curated record. Bases 115 to 1326 code for a protein of 403 amino acids.